UUCAUUCAAAGAGAUAAGAAACAGAGUGCUUAAAAAUGAAAAAAUCUCAUCUGUUCUUGUGGGUUCUUGUCUCAAGAUUAGUGAUGAGCAGCAUAAGUCUGCAACUUCAAACGAACCAGGCGGCCUUGUACGUCUUCGGCGACUCAUUCUUUGAUGCUGGAACUAAUAAUUACAUCAACACUUUGACUUAUUUCAAGGCAAAUUACUGGCCAUAUGGUCAAACCACUUUCAACUCCCUCACUGGCAGAUUCUCCAAUGGCCGUCUCAUCCCAGAUUUUAUCUCCGAAUACGCUUGGUUGCCAGUGAUUCCACCAUAUCUACAGCCUGGUAACCAGCAAUUCUUCUCUUAUGGGGUUAACUUCGCUUCCGGUGGAGGUGGUGUUCUGCCUCAAACAUAUUCAGGCUAUGUACAUAUACAUCUUCUACACUAAUUCCUUCAGUAUAUUACUAGGUUUUCUUUCUUUUUUUUUAUGGGUUUAACCAAUUUUUGGAGACGGAAAAAACUUUAUAUCUUUGUUUCUGGUGGAGGUGGUAUUCUGCCUCAAACAUAUUCAGGCUUUAUAUACAUACAUCGUCUACACUAAUUUCUUCAUGAUUGCAGAUCUGCUCACUAAGAGAUUACCACAUAAAGUCUUUCAUGAGCACACUGCUCAUAUGGAUG
This is a messenger RNA of Carica papaya (papaya), 661 nucleotides long. Lineage: Eukaryota; Viridiplantae; Streptophyta; Magnoliopsida; Brassicales; Caricaceae. The record is from RefSeq and is a predicted model, not a curated record.